Dictyostelium discoideum AX4 is the source of this 450-nucleotide messenger RNA. It is a transcript of the gene cyb5B, whose product is annotated as cytochrome b5 B. The record is from RefSeq and is a predicted model, not a curated record. The coding region runs from base 1 to 450 and encodes 149 amino acids. The transcript has a single exon. Gene Ontology annotation, molecular function: heme binding. Gene Ontology annotation, cellular component: endoplasmic reticulum membrane. Lineage: Eukaryota; Evosea; Eumycetozoa; Dictyosteliales; Dictyosteliaceae.
AUGUCAGAAGAUAAACAAUAUACUAUGGAAGAAGUUUCCAAACACGAUAAAGUUGACGAUUUAUGGAUGGUCAUUAAUCAAAAAGUUUAUGAUGUUACAUCCUUUGUUAAUGAUCAUCCAGGUGGUGGUGAUUAUUUAAUUCAAAAUGCAGGUAAAGAAGCAACCAACGAAUUUUUAGAUGUUGGUCACUCUCAAAAAGCUGUUGAUAUGUUAAAAGAUUAUUACAUUGGUGUUUGCACAGAUUCAAAACCAUUACAAAAUCCAUUAUCUUCAAAUCCAAUCCCAAUUUCUACUGAAUCACCAGUAAUUAAAUCAACUGAAUCAUCAUCAAAUAAUAAUAAUAAUGAAGAUAAAAACAAAGAUGUCACUACUACCAUUGCUUUAGUUGGUGGUAUUGUUGUUGCUGUUGCUUCAAUUGCUUUUUUCACUUUUGCUAAAAUCAAAAAAUAA